CCAUGAUUAAAGCGAUUUAAACCAAAGCCUUUGCAUCACUAAAAAUUCACCGACUUUCUCUCGACUUUACAACCUCCGAUUUGCUUCGCCGCCAAAGUUCUCUGAAGAGAUCUUCGUUUCUACGAAAGGGAACUUCUGUCGAAGACUCUGCUCUACCAUGUCAGGAAGAAAGGAAACGGUGUUGGAUUUGGCUAAGUUCGUUGACAAGGGUGUGCAAGUUAAGCUCACCGGUGGUAGACAAGUCACUGGAACUCUCAAGGGCUACGAUCAGUUGCUCAACCUUGUUUUGGAUGGGGCUGUAGAGUUUGUUCGAGAUCAUGAUGAUCCUUUGACGACCACUGACCAGACGAGACCCCUCGGUUUAAUUGUUUGCCGUGGAACUGCAGUGAUGCUCGUCUCACCAACGGAUGGAACUGAAGAAAUCGCUAACCCGUUUGUUCAGACAGAAGCUCUCUAAAGACCAAAAAGAUUAUGCAUCUCUCUACUAUCUCUAUUAGUUUAACUUGGAGUUUAGAGAGUUAUGUAUCUGAGCAUCUGCCAUAACGUCGGAAACUAAUGUUUUCAUCAUAUACCUAUUUUGGAACAUCAUAUGCUUUUCUUCGUGUCUUUGCUAUAACUUUUCCGACCAAACUUGAAUUCAGUUGCUGUAAUAAAAUCAAGUAACUUCUCCGACCAAA
Raphanus sativus (radish) is the source of this 677-nucleotide messenger RNA. Its product is annotated as sm-like protein LSM7. The coding region runs from base 158 to 457 and encodes 99 amino acids. Lineage: Eukaryota; Viridiplantae; Streptophyta; Magnoliopsida; Brassicales; Brassicaceae. The record is from RefSeq and is a predicted model, not a curated record. Gene Ontology annotation, cellular component: spliceosomal tri-snRNP complex; Lsm1-7-Pat1 complex; U12-type spliceosomal complex. The transcript has 6 exons. Gene Ontology annotation, biological process: nuclear-transcribed mRNA catabolic process; mRNA splicing, via spliceosome. Gene Ontology annotation, molecular function: RNA binding.